Molecule: messenger RNA, 933 nt
Organism: Rotaria socialis
Lineage: Eukaryota; Metazoa; Rotifera; Eurotatoria; Philodinida; Philodinidae
Source: the annotation of a GenBank genome assembly
AUGGCUGACUCAAAAGAAAAAAUGAUUCUAAUUGAAACGCCUAUUGGUAAAUUCAAUGUAUGGACAAAACGUAUCGGUAGUAAUCCGCAAAUCAAACUCUUGCUGUUACAUGGUGGCCCAGGUGGAACGCAUGAAUUUUUUGAAUGUUUCGAAAGUUUUCUUUCUAAUGAAGGAAUUGAAUUUUAUUACUAUGAUCAACUUGGGUCGUUUUUCAGUGACGCCCCCAGUGACACCAGUUUAUGGACAGUUGAGCGUUUUGUAGAUGAAGUGGAACAAGUCAGAAAAGGGCUGGAACUAAAUAAAGAUAAUUUUUAUUUAUUGGGACAUAGUUGGGGCGGUAUAUUGGCAUUAGAAUAUGCAUUUUCCUACCAGAGCAACUUAAAAGGUUUGAUUAUAAGUAACAUGAUGAGUAGUGCCUCAGAUUAUGUGAAGUAUGCUGAAAAUGUGUUAGCCAAAGGAUUAGAUCCGAAAGUUCUGAAAGCUAUCAAGGACUUAGAAGAAAAUAAUGAUUGCCAAAAUCCAAAAUAUAUGGAACUGCUAACGCCGAACUUUUACUACAAACAUGUAUGUCGGUUACAACCUUGGCCAGAAGUCAUUAAUCGUGCUUUUUCACAUUUGAACAAUGAUAUUUAUACUCUGAUGCAAGGCCCAUCAGAGUUUGGACUGUCCGGAUUAUUGAAAGACUGGGAUCGAAAAGGUGAUUUAUCGAAAAUACAAGUACCAACAUUGAUGAUUGGCGCCACAUUCGACACAAUGGAUCCAGAACAUAUGCAAUGGAUGGCUACACAAGUGAAGCAAGGUUCAGUUUUAAUAUGUCCCAAAGGUAGUCAUUGUUCAAUGUGGGAUGAUCAAGAAUACUAUUUCGCUGGACUUAUAAAAUUUAUCAAAAAUGUGAAUAACAAUGAAAAAUGUGACUCUCCGGUUUCAGUUUAA